AUGAAGUUAGUUCAAUUAAAAAUUGAAAUGUGGCGCCUUCCUAAUGGAUCAUUUUAAAAAGGAAUUAAAAUCAGAAGCGCUGGAUUACAACCCGAAACACGUGUUGUGUCUUUCUUCUUCUUCUUCGGAGAGCUCUGCAACUUCAAUUUUAAAAGUUCUUAAAAACUUCUGAACUUCAUAACUUUGGUUGUGAGGCUCCGAUUGACGAACCGUUUUCUCCUACAUGAUCGUGAGAUCGAGCCUAACAAUCUAAGGUAAUAUUCAGGGUCUCACACAACAGCAAACAAAACAACCUCUGUGGCCUUUCGUCGAGCACCUUGCGUGCAUCUCUUGGGGUCAUCGUUCUGCUCAGACCUUCACAGGCUAUCCAUAGCCAUUUUUCCGGCCAGUUCGUGGGUUCAAGCGACCCUUCUUGUCCCUUAAUCCGUCCGCCCCUGCCUCCCAGUCAAACCCACCAUCGCCUCCUCGUCUCUCUACCACCAUCUCUUGCGGCUACUGCGAUUUCAAGUCAUCUGAUAUGGCUGCUCAAGGACACCAUGACUAUAUGGCUUCAGAUGCCAACCUUUCCGAAGCGCAAGGAGACAAUGUUUCAGUUUCAAGUAUAAAUCUCGAGAAGAUAUUUAGCAUGAAAGGAGGCAAAGGAGAGUUAAGCUAUGCUAAUAAUUCCCAAGCCCAGGCCAAACAUGCAAGUUCCAUGCUUCACCUGCUUAAAGAAACCCUAGACAGAAUGCAGCUGAGCUCUCCAGAAGUCCCCUUUGUGGUUGCGGACCUUGGAUGCUCAAGUGGAAGCAACAGCAUCAACACCGUAGAUGCGAUCAUCAAGCACAUGGCCAAGCGCUAUGAUGCCUUGGGAAAUGACUCACCUGAGUUCUCAGCCUUUUUCUCUGAUCUCCCUAGCACUGACUUCAACACCCUCUUCCAGCUCCUCCCUCCUCUGGGCAACCACGGCGGCAGCAUGGAGGAGGCCCUUGCCACCGACAGCCACCGCUCCUACUUCGCUGCGGGAGUCCCCGGCUCCUUCUACCGGAGGCUUUUCCCGUCGAGGUCCAUUGACCUUUUUCACUCGGCGUUUUCCUUGCAUUGGCUUUCACAGGUGCCAGAGAGUGUUGUAGACAAGAGAUCAGCAGCCUACAACAAAGGGAGGGUGUUCAUUCAUGGAGCAAAUGAGAGCACGGCCAAUGCAUACAAGAAGCAGUUCCAGACAGACUUGGCAAGCUUUCUCAGGUCAAGAGCCAAGGAGCUCAAGAAAGGGGGCUCCAUGUUUCUUGCCUGUUUGGGCAGGACCUCAGUGGACCCCACGGACCAAAGUGGCUUAGGCCUUCUCUUGGGGACCCACAUUCAGGGUGCUUGGGAUGAUCUUGUCCAAGAGGGUCUUAUCACUAGUGAGAAACGUGAUAGUUUCAACUAUCCUGUGUAUGCCUCAAGCUUACAAGACUUCAAGGAAGUAGUGGAAGCUGAUGGCUCAUUCACCAUAAACAAGCUUGAGAUUUUCAACGGAGGAAGCCCCAUUGUAGUGAACCAACCAGAUGAUGCGGCUAAAGUUGGUCGAACCCUUGCCAACAGUUAUAGGAGUGUGGGCGGAGUGCUCAUCGAUGCACACAUCGGUGAACACCUUGGCAAUGAGUUGUUUUCAAGAGUGGAACAAAGGGGCUCAAGAAAUGCGAAAGAAAUACUGGAGCAGAUACAAUUCUUUUACAUAGUGGCGUCACUUUCUCUUGCUUAAUUAGGGUGUUUCCUUUUCUUUUUUUUCUUCUCUAGGUGUGUUAUUUUCAUUGCAUAGAAGAUAAAUAAUCCAACAUACAAAAGACACUAGCUCCUCUUUUCUCCU
Prunus avium (sweet cherry) is the source of this 1828-nucleotide messenger RNA. Its product is annotated as indole-3-acetate O-methyltransferase 1-like. Lineage: Eukaryota; Viridiplantae; Streptophyta; Magnoliopsida; Rosales; Rosaceae. The record is from RefSeq and is a predicted model, not a curated record. Gene Ontology annotation, molecular function: methyltransferase activity.